AUGUCUACACAAGCUCAGGCGCAACAUUGCAAGGAGUACAUGCAGCCUGUCCGCAUCAAUAUCCAAGCUACAUUGGUCCUUCCGAAAUAUAUCGUCGAACUAUUCAAAAAGAAACUGACAACGAGUGAUGAGGGUGGUUCUGGAGUUAAUCGACAGAAAAUCAGGCAAAAGCGUUUCCGAGGCAUGAGCUACAGAUCAAGCAGCUCAAUUAUUCUACGCGCAGGAUGCUCUAUUACGUUAUUGGCCCUCUACAAUUGUUACCUGCUUUUGAUCGCCCUGAUUGUCAGACAUUUUGCUAAAGAGCCCAGUAGAACUGCCUUUGGUAUUUCACGCCGGCCUUGUUUUCGUCCCGGAACAGGCUUUGGCCGCCGUGAGCAUCUAUUCGGUGAUGGAUGGUUUCUUGAGUGGCCAGGAGGUCAACGCCCUCUUAAUUCGACAUGGCCAUGGUCCGGAGUGAAACUUUCAAUCUUGGUAUUGUGGGGUGUAUGCUGGAUGUUUUAUAUGCGAAUGCAGUGUUGGCAACAAGCACAACCUCAUACUUCGCAUAGCCAUAGCCAUCCGCAGACAUCUUUGCGCAAGGCUUCCAGACCCUCAGCGUUUCAUUUGUCUCCAACAGCGAAGAAUUAUCUACCAUUAGAUCAACAACAAGCAGGAUCAGUCAUCAAACAAGAGCAAGAACCAUAUAAUCCAUUUAUCUUCGGUCAAUAUCAGGACAAUCACAGCAACCAUACCCAGAGCAACCAUCUACAACGCCCAAGUGACUCCAACUGGCCUCUAUUGUUUGAUCCGCAUUUAAACAAUACAAGGAUUUGCAACCACAAUACCGAAAAUCAAGGAACAUUUCAGCCAAUACCAAAGUCGGAUCAGAUCUGGUACCCUACUCGAGAAUACGCAUACACACAGGCAGCUGCGCCGAGAACACAGCAAGUACUCUUAGCCAUGUCGAACACGCCGGAGAGACAGCAUAGACAAUCAAAGUCGCCUGUUCCUCCGCAAGGCUCUGAUAACAAAGAAGGAAUAACCGACAGCGACAAUAUUACGAGUCAUAACUUAAAUCCGGAUCAUGACACCAAUGGACUCGUGCCUACAUUGCCUGCUGUGCCUGGAGUUUCAAAGUCUCAGACAGAUAUAACAACCGUUGGUGCCCCCAGUUUAGUAGCUGAAGGCCGCGAAUCUGAGAACCAUCCAAAGGAAAAGAAUGGAGGUGGUGAUGAAAAAAAUGGAUUACUAAGCGUGGCUGGUACUUCGCCACAUCACUUUAGCGCACAAGGCAAACAUCAAUUUGCAGCCUCUCAAGCUCCAGGAUACCAGGCAUUGCAUUAUCAAGAAUCCAAUAGUCAACCUGAAAACCACCAAGCCGGACUUCGCGAUAAUACAUACUUUCCUGAAGACUACGACCAUAACCCAGAUUCAGACUUCUUUCAAUAUCAGGAUAACUCCCGCCCAAACAACAAUAUGAGUUUAAGCUACGAGUCCAGAUCAUUUAUGACUGAUACACAGUACCCGAUGCAAAUGGCGCACGAAACGCAGGAACAGGACGAGUUCAAGCCGCACGAUGAGCAUAAUUACCCAAGUCCGCCGCCUCCAAUGUCCGAGAACCCUUAUACCACACAACCUAUGACUGAAACUCCAGACCACCCAUCGUUGGAACUACCAGAAUUACCAAAAGACGAAGAAGAGGCGCCGUCACCCGGACGAUCAAAGCCAGUACCAAAACCUGACAGGGAGAUUACAAAAGACGCAAAUGGGAGAUUCUACUGUACAUGGCCAGGAUGUACUGAAGAGGUCAAAGAUUUUAAUAGAAAAUGCGAGUGGAGCAAACACAUGGACAAACACGAUCGUCCUUACAGAUGCAAGGAACCAGGCUGCGAAAAGCUUCCUGGAUUUACAUACUCUGGAGGACUCCUUCGACACGAAAGAGAAGUGCAUGGAAAACACGGCGGGCCUAAAAAGCAACUCAACUGUCCUCAUCCCAACUGUAAACGUCACACUGGAAAAGGAUUCUCCCGUCAAGAAAACCUUAACGAACAUCUCAGACGCGUGCAUACAGCAGAUACAGGAAUGACACAAAUUUCUCAAAUGAACAUGGAUGAAACGGAAGAAGAUGCCAGCCAAGCAAUUAUAACAGGCAUGAAAAGAAAACGCGGAAAUAGCAAGGGAGACGUUAGUGAACUAGAAAGUCUUCGCGAGGAAAUCAAGAAGAUGAAGGCCGAAAAUGAUGAGCUCAAGAGACAAUCACAAGCCCAACAAGCACAAACUGCAGAAGUUAUGCGCCAACUGGUUGAACUUCAAAAUUUAGCAACGCUGCAGCAUCCACGGAUGAAUGCACCGCAGGCUACUAUGUAA
This is a messenger RNA of Botrytis deweyae, 2346 nucleotides long. RefSeq lists its product as uncharacterized. Gene Ontology annotation, biological process: regulation of transcription by RNA polymerase II. NCBI's taxonomy places the organism in Eukaryota, Fungi, Ascomycota, Leotiomycetes, Helotiales, Sclerotiniaceae. The record is from RefSeq and is a predicted model, not a curated record. The transcript has 6 exons. Bases 1 to 2346 code for a protein of 781 amino acids. Gene Ontology annotation, cellular component: nucleus. Gene Ontology annotation, molecular function: DNA-binding transcription factor activity, RNA polymerase II-specific; RNA polymerase II cis-regulatory region sequence-specific DNA binding.